UCAUCCACGACGUCGGACAGUUUGGCCCCUCCUGCAUCUCCAUAUCCACAAGUCGAUCCUUCGCCUACCGACUCUAACGGCACAGAGAGUACUGAUAUCGAAGAGGAUGUUCAAGACCAAGUUGAUGAUAAUCUUUUCGAUGCUGUGAUUCAGUCCAACCGACCUGAGAGUCGAGGAAGCCUCAUCAAGCUAGACACUACGGUCGCUAUUCGAUCACGAUCAGAUUCAGAUAAGGCACCUCUGUCCGUCAUACAUGUGUCUCCAGAGUUCAAAGAGGAAGACAGCACAUACACGUCCAACCACGAUUUCAGACACGAUAGCACUUCUCCAAGCACACCCAAUGCAGCUUUGGGUCCAGAGGAUAAGUGCCUAUCGUCCGUCACUUCGCCUUUGAACACAAAUGUCCCACCUGAGGAAGGUGUUGAUAGGCCUACACCACGAGCUCAAACACGGCAAGAAGUGGAAGAAGAAUGGAAAACACGGUCCAGACGCACAUCUAGUCUUGAGGGU
Molecule: messenger RNA, 510 nt
Organism: Aureobasidium musti
Lineage: Eukaryota; Fungi; Ascomycota; Dothideomycetes; Dothideales; Saccotheciaceae
Source: the annotation of a GenBank genome assembly